CCGUCGGUUCAGAACGACGUCAUCAGCAAGCGACCGAACUGGACGAGAACCGAAGAGGAUUUCAAGCGGAUUUGUUGGAUUAGCAGCUAAUUUAGCUGCUACUUUAGUAAUUUAUCAUUGUUGUUUUUAUUGGAAAACACGUUCCACGGCUCUAACUUCUAAUAACCCCGACGAGAAAGUCAGGAUUCACCGCGAGGAGACGCAGCAUACUGGUUUCCCUGACAACGGUCUCACCUGUAUCCGCUGCUCUCCUCCUCCAGCUGCUGCCGUCAUGGCGUCGGUGGAGCCGCGCGCCGACGGGGGGGGCAAAUGGCUGGACGCUCACUACGACCCGGUGGCUGGCCUCCAUACCUUCUCGUCCUGCGUGGACCUGGCAGACCUGAGCGGUGACGGCGAGAACCGCCUGGUGGUGGGCGACCUGGGCUCCGGCUCGUCGGGCAUGAAGCUGAAGGUCUACAGUGGCACGGCGCUGACCAGCGAGAGCACCCUGCUGGACCUGCCUGCCGGUCUGGUGGCCUUCUUCAUGGACCUGCACGAGCCCCGCAUCCCCGCCGUGGCCGUGGCGUCUGGGCCCUGCGUAUACGUCUACAAAAAUCUGCGGCCGUACUUCAAGUUCACGCUGCCGGGCUUAGAGGUCAACUCGCUGGAGCAGGAUGUGUGGCAGCAGGUGAGGGAGGGUCAGAUUGACCCCCUCACCCUGAGGGAGAUGUUGGAGAGCCUCAGGAAGACGGCCGAAGUCCCGCUGUCCGUCCGCUCACUCAGGUUCCUCUCCCUGGAGGCGGGCGACAUGGACGAGUUCGUCCAGCUGCACAAGCAGCAGCCAAUCAGACGGCAGACUGUCAUCACCUGCAUCGGGACUCUGAAGAAGAGCACGGCGGAUGAGGACGGCGUCAGCUGCCUGGUGAUCGGGACGGAGAGCAGCGAGGUCUUCGUCCUCGACCCCGAGGCCUUCAUCAUCCUCUCCAAAAUGUCGCUGCCGGCCGCUCCCACCAUGAUGGACGUCACUGGGCAGUUCGAUGUGGAGUUUCGCAUCACGGCAGCAUGUCGCAACGGCAACAUUUACAUCUUGCGCAGGGACUUUGACAAACCCAAGUACAGCAUUGAGUUGUCGUCCCACCCGGUGGGUCUGGUGAGGGUCGGGAAGAACGUGGUGGUGGGCUGCACCGACGAGAGCCUGCAGGGCUUCACCCAGAAGGGGAAGAAGCUGUGGAAGGCCGUCCUCACGGCUCCCAUCACCACUUUGGCCUCCAUGGACCUCCCCACCAGGGGCUUCCAGGCGGUUCUGGUGGGCCUGGCCAACUGCGAGGUCCACCUGUACCAAGACAAGAACCUGCUGAGCACCAUCAAGACACCCGACGUGGUCACCAGCAUCUGCUUUGGGCGGUACGGACGCGAGGACGGGACCCUGGUCUUGACCACCAAGGGAGGGGGUUUGAUGGUGAAGAUCCUGAAGAGAACCGCGGCCCUCGAUGAACGGGAGAGCGCCCCGGGGCCGCCGGCGUCCCAGAGCGUCCGCCUCAACGUGCCCAAGAAGACCAAGCUGUACGUGGACCAGACGCUGAGGGAGCGCGAGAGCGGCGUGGCCAUGCACCGCGCCUUCCAGAUGGACCUGAGCCGCCUGCGCCUGGCCGCCGCCAAGUCCUACGUGGUGGCCCUGGAGUGCAGCCUGACGCCGAUGUCCUCCAGCGAGCCGCUCAAGAUGAACGCCGUGGUGCAGGGCCUGGGCCCGGCCUUCAAGCUCACCCUCAACAUACAGAACACGGGCGCGCGUCGGCCCGCGGUCAACCUGGCCGUCAGCUUCCUGUACGACGAGGGCCUGUACCACAUGAGGAACCCGUACAUGAGGAUCCCUCUGCUGGUGCCCGGGCUCGUCUACCCCGUGGAGACCUUCGUGGAGUGCACCAGCGACAAGGGCAUCUCUGACAUCAUCAAGGUGUUCGUCCUGCACGAGGGGCGGAGCUCCCCGCUGCUGACCGCACACAUCAACAUGCCCGUCAGCGAGGGGCUGACCCUCUGAUGACAUCACACCACCUCCAACUUCAUUCAUAAGAAUGAAUAAUAGGCUCUCAAGUCUGAUGUGUGAAAAGGUUUAAACUGCAACCUGAUUUAAUAUUUAAUAAUACUUCAAAUGUUCUGUUGUUGGAGAUUCGUCCAGAAGCCGCAGACAAACAUUCUUAACGUUGUUUUGUGUAGAUUUCUCAACGUUUGUGUACUUAAAACAUUAGUGAAGAAGACGUUUUAUCUCUCAGGGAUUCAAAUAAAAAACAGAUUUAAUAAAACAAUGUUGUAAAGCAA
Molecule: messenger RNA, 2295 nt
Organism: Gasterosteus aculeatus aculeatus (three-spined stickleback)
Lineage: Eukaryota; Metazoa; Chordata; Actinopteri; Perciformes; Gasterosteidae
Gene: bbs1
Product: Bardet-Biedl syndrome 1
Biological process (GO): non-motile cilium assembly; protein localization to cilium
Cellular component (GO): BBSome; axoneme; centrosome
Molecular function (GO): patched binding; smoothened binding
Source: RefSeq, a predicted model, not a curated record